Messenger RNA from Macrosiphum euphorbiae (potato aphid), 246 nucleotides. The record is from the annotation of a GenBank genome assembly. Lineage: Eukaryota; Metazoa; Arthropoda; Insecta; Hemiptera; Aphididae.
AUGACUGUCCACGGCAGUUGGCUGGCUGACCUGCUGGCUGCUAGACAGCGCCACAGGCCAAAGCCUCGGAUCGAUAAUCCGCCAUUACGAACCCGGAUCGGUGGGCUUGUGUAUUUUCUUAUCAGCUUAUUUUGUUUAUUCUUUGACGAGUGUCGACCACAGGGUAAUAUUGUGUCGACUGGUGAUUGGAGAGAGGAGAGGCUAUGUGAGAUCACUGAGAUGACUAUGAGUGUUUGCCGUGUUUGA